Kuraishia capsulata CBS 1993 is the source of this 2901-nucleotide messenger RNA. RefSeq lists its product as uncharacterized. The transcript has a single exon. The record is from RefSeq and is a predicted model, not a curated record. Gene Ontology annotation, cellular component: nuclear pore; nuclear pore cytoplasmic filaments. Gene Ontology annotation, biological process: protein import into nucleus; post-transcriptional tethering of RNA polymerase II gene DNA at nuclear periphery; RNA export from nucleus. Gene Ontology annotation, molecular function: structural constituent of nuclear pore. Lineage: Eukaryota; Fungi; Ascomycota; Pichiomycetes; Pichiales; Pichiaceae. Bases 1 to 2901 code for a protein of 966 amino acids.
AUGUUCGGCGGAUCAUCCAACACAACCACUGGGUUUGCUGGGUUUGGUGCCAACAAUAACGCGGCAUCGUCGACUUCGCCAUUUGGAACGACCAACACCACCUCGCCGUUUGGAUCCAACCAGACCUCUAACAAUGUUUUUGGCAACUCCAAUGCCAACAACACCGGUUCUGGAUUCUCGUUUGGGCAGGCAAACAACAAUGCCUCGAAUUCUGGUGCAAUUUUUGGUUCCAACAACAAUGCAUUCGGUGCAACAAACACCACCAAUGCGUUUGGCUCCAAUACCAAUACUGGGGGAGCAGGACUCUUUGGAAGCAGACCAGCUGCUGGUGGGUUCGGCUCUAUCAACUCGAACGUAACACCAGGUUUUGGAGCGGCUGGAACAACCACGUCGCCGUUUGGUGCAGGUGCUUCGAGUUUUGGCAGUUCCAAUGCUGCUGCCAAUGGAUCAACAGUUCCUUUCAAGGCCUUCAGAGAGGACGAAGCGAGUGGAACCUUGAUUUUCGAGAGCAUUUCCGCAAUGCCUCAAUAUAGAAACUACUCAUUCGAAGAGCUGAGGGUAAUGGAUUACGAGCAGAAUAGACGGUACGGAAAUGGCCAGACCAGUGCUCCUGCUGUGGGAGGGCUCUUUGGUGCAAGCAACACAGCUGCCUCCACGGGAACAGGCUUUGGAUUUAAUAAGCCUGCUACCACCAAUGGUAUAUUCGGGAGCACGAACACUGCAGCUCCUUCUGCUUUUGGUUCUUCGAACACUGGAACCUCUAACGCAUUUGGGUCCGCUUUCGGGUCUGGGCUGAACAACAAUAACACUGCUUCUGGCUUUGGGGCCACCAAUAACUCCUCCAGUCCGUUUGGUUCGAACAACGUCUUUGGAAAUAACAACAAUGCUGCUCCAGCUACUGGAUUUGGACAGACCAACAAUGCUUUUGGCUCUAAUGCCACUACGGGAGGUAAUAAUCUUUUCGGAGCAGCAAGCAACAAUUCCUCCUCUCCAUUUGGAACCGGCAAUAACGCACCUAGUGGCGCGUUGUUUGGCUCGAACAACACUAACACCACCUCUAAUGCCUUUGGAAGCAAUACCAGUUCCGGCUUCGGUGCCAAACCUGCUGGUGCACUGUUCGGCAGUACUACUCCAACCUCCAAUGCCUUUGGAGCCCCUGCCACAAACAACACCACCGGUUCAGGAUUCUCCUUUGGAGGAAAUUCUUCCAACAAUACAGGCAGUGCCGGGCUAUUUGGUGCCAAACCUGCCACUGGGGGCCUCUUCGGAUCAAGCAACACUACUAAUACCUCAGGUGGGUUCGGACUGGGCAAUGCCACGCCUAACAACUCAGCUAACACCGGCAGCGUGUUUGGAAAUAAACCUCAAACCACAACAGGUGGAUUCUUUGGUAGUAACAACGCCCCAGCUGCUACUUCCUUCGGAUCUACAAACACCAACACAGGUUCUGGGAGCAUCUUCGGAAAUAACUCUUCUGCCACUGCUCCCAGCACUUUCGGUGCUGCCUCAAACACCAGUGGAGGACUUUUUGGUAGCAAGCCUGCUGCAUCUGGUGGUCUAUUCGGCAACACUGCUUCUGGUGCGCCAGCUGCAAACAAUAAUCUCUUCGGCAGUAAGCCAGCAACAACGGGCUUUGGAGCUACAUCGGCCACGCCAUCAAGCACAUCAGGUAGUUUGUUCAAUAAUAAACCCUCUGGAACGACUGGUGGGUUUUUUGGAAACUCGAAUGCUCAGACAUCUGCACAACCAGGAGGGUCCCUACCUUCGGGUAACUCCUUUGGCUUUGGCCAACAAGCCCAGCAACAGAACAACUCUUUCUUCCAACCUCAACAGUCACAGCAACAGCAACAGCAACAGCAGCAGCAACCACUAAAUGGUUUCGGCACAAACACGCAGUUUCAGCAGCAAGGACCUGCAAUUGCAUCAGACCCAUACGGAACCGGUGCUUUGUUUCCUAACGUCUCGCCUGGAACGAUAGCCCCGCCUAUUGCCAGACCAGUCGCUAAGCCUGUUUCUAGCUUGCCCAAGAAGAAGCCAAACAUUACAGCUACUUACAGGCUUGCACCCAAACCAUUGUUCAAUUAUUCGGAAACUAUCUCGUCCAAGCCUGGAAGUAUCGUCGGAACGGUUGCUCCUUCUCGCACGCUGAGUCUCAGUCCAGCUCCAUCCUCAUCCACCAAGGGCGGCAACCUGUUCAACUCGAGCUCAGAUGAAGCAAUUCUUUCCAGUGGAAUUUUUGCGCCUUCGAAAAACGCUACUCGUCUGAUCAUAGAACGCUCCAAACACGAGGACCAUUUCGAGCACUUGAGACGUGACGACCAUCAAUCAAGUCCAACCCGCCAGGUCAGCUUCAAUGUCAAUUCCAGCGAAAGCAAGUUGAACUCGCCCAAGUCAAGCAGUGGCAGUGCCGAAUUGCCUAACGUGGCGGUCAUUGAACCCCUGUUGUCUCCUCCUGACUCCGCCAAGGCCGACGAUGAAUACUGGACGUCACCCUCACUGAAGGAUCUUCGAGCCCUUCCAGCCUCAGAGAGAAGAGCAGUUAAGAAAUUCACCGUUGGAAGAACUGGAUAUGGUAAAGUCGAGUUUCUGGAACCGGUUGAUUUGACUUCAAUAGAUCUUUCGUCUAUCUGUGGGAACCUCAUCAGCUUUGGUCCAAAGGAGUGUGUCAUUUACCCAGAGAAGACUCAACAGGCACCAGAAGGUGAAGGCUUCAAUAUUCCAUCCAAGAUCUCUUUGGAGAAUUGUUUCCCGCUUGCCAAAGAUACCAAGAAACCAAUCACCGAUGCCAAACACCCCAUCAUCAAAAAGCAUAUCAAAAAGCUUUCCCUUGUUCCCAAUACUAAGUUCGAGGGCUACGAUAGCACGACGGGUACCUGGACAUUUACGGUUGAGCAUUUGUGA